AUGGAGAGGAGAGGAAUGGAAGCCGUAUUCAGCGAUCUCGAAUGCCUCUCCAUCAUUAUCGCCUGCCUCUCGCACGAUCUCGACCAUCGUGGCACUAACAACCAAUUCCAAAUUCGCACAAUGUCACCUCUGGUCAACCUCUACUCCACCUCUGUUCUGGAGCAUCACCACUUUGAUCAGUGCAUCAUGCUCCUCAGCACCAAGUGGGGUAGUGUGGGGUGGAUGUGUGAAGAGGGUGAGGGUGAGUGCGAGAAGACGGAUGAUGGGAAGUGGGAUUGGCAGGAGGAGGAGGAGAAGGAGGAGGAGGAGGGGUAG
Molecule: messenger RNA, 315 nt
Organism: Hydatigera taeniaeformis
Lineage: Eukaryota; Metazoa; Platyhelminthes; Cestoda; Cyclophyllidea; Taeniidae
Source: the annotation of a GenBank genome assembly